Messenger RNA from Paramecium tetraurelia, 2016 nucleotides. RefSeq lists its product as uncharacterized. Gene Ontology annotation, biological process: protein polyglycylation. The transcript has 6 exons. Gene Ontology annotation, molecular function: ATP binding; protein-glycine ligase activity, initiating; metal ion binding. The record is from RefSeq and is a predicted model, not a curated record. NCBI's taxonomy places the organism in Eukaryota, Ciliophora, Oligohymenophorea, Peniculida, Parameciidae.
AUGAGAGAAUAAGAAGAGAAAGAAAUAUCAUAAAAGAGAAAAUAAGAUUUGGUAGUUAAAUUGAAAUCUCGGUAUGUGAAAGAAGAGCAGAAAGAAAUUAAAUAAUAAGUUUCAUUGCCAAGUAUCAACACUCCAGAAUCAAGCAAGAACAGACAAUCAAGUCUGAAAAAAGAAGAUUUAAUGCUUGAAUAAAAGAUGAGAAUAUAAGAGAAAUAAAGAUAGUAAAUAUAUUUGGAAUCCAUAAAGACACGGUAAUUACAAGAAAAAUAAAAGAAAGAAGAUAUGAUUUAAAGAUAAGAGAUAAUUAAAUAAAGUGUAAAAUAGAAAGUUUUAAAUUAAUUGUCUGAAGUGGCAUAGUUUGUGACUAAGGAUGAUUUAUUGGAAUAAGAUAGUGGAUCAGAUGAUUAAGAUGCUUAGAAAGUCAAAUUAAAGAAAUAUCCAUUCAUCACAGACUUGAAAUAAUGGAAAAAAAAGUAACGUAUCGAUGAGGCAGUGAAAGUGUUCAUAAUGGUUGGUGGUUAUGGAGAUAUAGCUAAAGCAUUAAUACAAAGAGGUUGGGUAAAGAAUCCAGAUAGUGGAAGUCCAUGCUUUGAUUUCAAAUUCACAUUGCACAAUUCAGAAAUAGACUAUAAUAAUUUAUAAGACUUUUAGAUUGUCAAUCACUUUGCAAAGAUUAUAUGUUUAACCACUAAAGUUGGAUUAUGCAAGUCUCUAAAUAAUUUAAUCUGGUUUAAUAAUGUAGAUAAAAAUACAUUCUACCCGAGAGCAUUUGAUUUAUCUGAUGAGGAGGAUUUCGAAAAUUUUAGAGAAGAAUUCAAAUUGUCAAAAGCUGAAGCAAUCUUAAAAAUGUAUUUGCAUUUAUUCAAGAAGAAGGAUGCUAAUUUGAUUGAGAAAAUCAAACCAUAAGCUAUAAUAGCAUUGUCUGUAUGCAGGAAGAUGUUACAAGAUAUUAAUGAACUCAUUGAUCAAUAGAAAUAGACCGCAGUAAUCACAUAAAAGGAAUGGGACAUACUCUCUAAAGAUGAUUUAAAUGUUUAGGCAUUAGCCUAGAAAAAACAUUAAGCUUGGCUGGCUAAAAUUGGAGAAGUUAAACCUUUGAAAAAGAAGAAGAAGAGUAAAUUAGAAAAAGAAUAGGAUGAUUCUAUUGAAGAUGUAGAUGAAUUUACAUAAUAAAUUAUUGAUAUUUUAUAAUCAUUUAAGAAUAGAUUUCCAUAGUACUAUUUAAAUGGAGUUGAAAAUAUUUGGAUUGUUAAACCUGCUGGUUUAUCUAGGGGAAGGGGAAUCCAAUGUUACAAAAAUCUAGUUGAAAUCGAAGAUCAUGUUGCAUCCAAGGGAGCAUAGUGGAUUAUACAAAAAUAUAUAGAAAAACCAUUAAUAGUACUUGGUAAGAAAAUGGACAUCAGAUAAUGGGUUUUAAUUACUGAUUGGAAUCCUUUGACUGUUUGGAUUUAUGAUGAAGCAUAUCUCCGUUUUACUGCUGAAGAAUAUGAUCCUAAAGAUUUAGAAAACAAGAUGUCCCAUUUAACAAAUAAUUCUAUUUAGAAAAAGGGAGAAAACUUCUAUAAGUCUGAUAUUGAAGGGAAUAUGUGGAAUUAAGAAUAAUUUAGUGAUUAUUUAAUGAAAACUCAUUAAGUAAACUUCAUGGAAAUCAUUAGACCUUAAUUUGAAUAAGCUAUCAUAUGGUCAUUAUAAAGUGUACAAGAUCAAGUAGAAUAAAGAAAGAAUUCUCAUGAAAUUUUAGGGUAUGAUUUCAUGAUUGAUGAUAAAUUUCAUGUUUGGUUAAUUGAAAUCAAUAGUAGUCCAGACUUUUCAUAUUCGACUCAUGUAACUGAAAAACUAGUUAAAGAUGUAUCAGAAGAUUUAAUUAAAGUUGUGAUUGACAGAGAAAAUGAUAAGAAAUGCGACACCGGCAAAUUCAAAAGAAUCUACAAAGCCAAAUCUGUUUUAGAAAAGCCUGCAUCAGUUGGAUUAAAUUUAUGUUUGGAGGGAAAAAAAAUAAAGAAGGUUAAAGGAUGA